GUGGUCUCGAUCGCGUCAGCUCCAGUCCAGCCCACGCCUCACACAGGCCCUCCUCCUCCAAUCAACACAGUCAUCCCAGUCGCUCAAGUCAUCCCAAUCAAUUCACUUGGCUCAGAUCGUUUGACUUUCACUUCACCGGAUCUUCCAUGGCUCCCAGAGUCUGUUGUUAAAGCUAUCGAAGUGAACUGCGGGCCGCCCAUUCGAACGUCCAUGCUGCCGGUCAUGCCAACAGGAGAGGACCUCGCCAGCAUUCCACACGGAAUGGCCCUCUGCGACUUCGACAGCGGCAUCCAGGGCGAUCUGGUGCUAAAGACGGGUGACAUCAUCUAUUUGCUGGACCACGUCAAUCAGGACUGGUUGUUCGGCCGGAACCGACGCACUUGGCGUGAAGGCAUAUUUCCAGCCACCUUCGUUGCCAUCCAAGUUGACUUAGAUCCUAAAACCUUCAUUGGUAGUCAAUUCAAACUGUCCAGACCCUCGCCCUUGAGUGGCUCUCUGUCACAGCUCCAGAUUGUGCCCUCUACGGAUCAGGAAAGCAGUGCAGGCGUGCCCGUUUCGCUUGGGUUUGAGUCGAAGGUUCAGCAGAUCACGAAAGGGGUCUCGGUGGCCCAGCACCAUGCGCCUUCCCCUCCCAACCUUCAAGUUCUGACCGCUGAUGCUGCACAACCCGGUAGGCUGGAAACUGACGGGGCUUCGUUUUUCCACCAUUUCUCCUCCUGGUCUGUCUUCGACGCAGGCAUUUUGCAGUUCGCCUGCAUACCAUUUUGUGUGAAUUUUCUUGUCGAAGCCAAGCCCAACUGGUCGCCCAUUUGA
Messenger RNA from Protopolystoma xenopodis, 813 nucleotides. Lineage: Eukaryota; Metazoa; Platyhelminthes; Monogenea; Polystomatidea; Polystomatidae. The record is from the annotation of a GenBank genome assembly.